AUGGGGACCAUGAAUUUCAGCAAGACACUGCUCCAGGUCAUGUGUCAAUGUAUAAUGAAGUGGCCAGCAUGCUACCCUCCUAACUUUUAUCCAAUUAAAGAUGCUUGCGACGUUUGCACAAGCCUGGUAGCCAUCAUUCAAUUGAUCGUUCUAUUCUGUAUCGUCAUCACGUCAUCAGCAUCUUCAGUUUUUCUCGUUGACGAGAUACGACAGAACGCGGUUUCUUUUAAGAAAGAUGAACAUUUGUCCAAUGAGACAACUAAAUUAUUGAAAUCAUUCCACGUGAGAUUGAGUAGGUGGGUGGGCUGCAUACUUUAUUUUUCACAGAAAUACAGUGCAAUACAGGCAGGCACACAAAUACAUAGAAUUCAUCAUGCAUGA
Messenger RNA from Helobdella robusta, 381 nucleotides. RefSeq lists its product as hypothetical. The transcript has 3 exons. The coding region runs from base 1 to 381 and encodes 126 amino acids. The record is from RefSeq and is a predicted model, not a curated record. NCBI's taxonomy places the organism in Eukaryota, Metazoa, Annelida, Clitellata, Rhynchobdellida, Glossiphoniidae.